GCCGCACUUCCGCCUCGGUGUCAGCGGCGCCGGGCUGGGGGGGGGUGUAUUGCUGCGGCGGCGGCGGGGCCGUCGCAGGAGCGCGGUGUCAGAACUCGUGAAAGGCAGACAAGCAAGAUGGGAAAAAUAACAGGAAAAAGGCCCUUUUUUUUAAAAUAAUAUGCCACCAGAACUUCUGCAUGGUAACAAAGAUAAUCUGAAACAGCUUGGCAUUUGCAAACGAAGAUCUCGAGCACACAAAUACUUAAUUUUUAAAUCAAGCUCAACAAUGCAUUAGAGGAAGCUGGAUUGGGUGUACAGAGAUUUCAUGCUGAAGGAUGAACAGUGAAGAAGAGUUUUAUGAUGCCGUUACGGGCUUCGAUUCUGACAAUUCUUCGGGGGACUUCUCAGAAGCAAAUCAUAAAGCUGCAGAAAUGCUCGAUCUAGAUCCACACCAAAGCAAUAGGACUGGAAAACAUAAUGGAGAGACAGAGAUUCAAGAAAAUGGAAUUAAGAAACACAGGACAUCAUUACCUGCCCCGAUGUUUUCUAGAAGUGAUUUUAGUGUGUGGAGCAUAUUAAAAAAAUGCAUUGGACUGGAGCUGUCUAAAAUUACGAUGCCCAUUGUCUUCAAUGAACCAUUGAGUUUCCUUCAACGGAUAACAGAGUAUAUGGAACAUAUAUACCUCAUUAAUAAGGCUUGUAGUCAUGCAAAUCCCCUGGAAAGAAUGCAGGCUGUAGCUGCUUUUGCAGUUUCUGCUGUAGCUUCUCAGUGGGAGAGAACUGGCAAACCAUUUAAUCCACUUCUAGGAGAAACCUAUGAAUUAACAAGGGAGGAUUUAGGUUUUAGGUUUAUAUCUGAGCAAGUCAGCCACCACCCACCUAUUAGUGCAUUUUAUUCUGAAGGCCUCAAUAAAGACUUUGUAUUUCAUGGAUCAAUCUACCCCAAACUAAAAUUCUGGGGAAAGAGUAUAGAAGCUGAGCCUCGGGGAACAAUUACAUUGGAGCUGCUGAAACAUAAUGAAGCUUAUACAUGGACAAAUCCAACCUGUUGUGUACAUAAUGUAAUUAUUGGUAAACUGUGGUUAGAACAAUAUGGAAUGGUAGAAAUUGUAAAUCACAGUACUGGAGAUAAAUGUGUCCUAAAUUUUAAACCAUGUGGACUGUUCGGGAAAGAGCUUCACAAAGUAGAGGGAUACAUCCAGGACAAAAACAAAAGGAAGCUAUGUGUGAUCUAUGGCAAGUGGACAGAAUGCUUAUGGUGCACUGAUCCCACCACAUAUGAAGCUUACAAAAAGAAUGAAAAGAGAGGUGGUGAGCAGAAGAAACCGAAGCCGAGUGAAGAUGUUAUUAAAUCUGAAAAUGAUGAGGCUGAUGAUAUGCCAGAGGUUCAAGACACAGUGCAGUUCAUACCAGGCAGUAAAUUGCUUUGGAGAAUAAAUUGUAGGCCACCAAACUCAUCACAGAUGUACAAUUUCACAAGUUUUGCUGUGAGUCUCAAUGAGCUAGAAAAGGGUAUGGAAGCAAUAUUAGCUCCUACUGAUUGUCGGCUGCGUCCAGAUAUCAGAAACAUGGAAGAUGGAAACAUGGAUCUGGCUAGCAAGGAAAAAGAGAGACUAGAAGAGAAACAAAGAGCUGCUCGCAAGGAGCGUGCAAAAGAUGAAGUGGAGUGGCAGACACGAUGGUUUCAUCAAGGCAGUAACCCAUACACUGGGACUCCAGAUUGGCUGUACUCAGGUGGCUAUUUCGAUAGAAAUUUCUCAGACUGUCCAGACAUAUACUGAAAUUACUGAACCAAUAGCUCAUCUCAUCUGGACAUCUAGUUACUAGAUUGCAUUCUAAGCCAGUUACUCUGGUUUUGUUAAUAGCAGAAGCCAGCUUUUCUAAGUAAAUUUUAACAAAAAUUCUAUCACUCAACAAUCGAGGAUUUAAUUAUCGCUAACUUUGGAUUGCCAGAUAUUUAAAUACUGUUGCAUUAUUUCCAAAAAGCUGAAAAUCAUCAAAUUUUCACUAAUUUUUAAAAUGAUCUUUGGUUGUUCUUUUCUUUUCCUAGUUUCUUUGCCAGAAAGAUAUGCCAUAUCUGGUAGAGCUUGUAACAACCUUAAACUAUGUAACUUUAAUAAAAUAAAUAGAGAUAAUAUCCUUGUUACUUAGUACAGCAGCGAAGAAUCUGAGUUUUGGGGAACUUGGAAUAGAGAUGAAAAGUUAGUACGAUACAAACAUGAUUACAGUUAGUACUGUUGCUAUUCCCCAUGAAGAUAUGUAUGUGAAAUUUUUAGAUGGUAUGUAGCACUACGUGGGGAUUGGAGCUUCUGGCCCCUCCCUCCCUCCCUACCUCUUUCUCUCUCUCUCUCUCAAGCCGGUUCAAUACUUCAAAGACUAGCAGGAACAAAACACAAAAUGUUAGCUUCUCAAACUGUAGUUGUCUGUUACAGAGUCUUCACAAUCUUUGGACACUGUGAGUAUUAAACUGUGUACCUGUGAUAAAAUUAUACAAAACAGGGGAAGGGAAGGGUGCAUUAAAAAAAAAAAGACUGCUUUUUCUGAAGUAAAAUGCUGUUCUUAAAAUAUAGGAAGCUUCAGAAAUAAUUGUAGGAAUGUUGAGGUAGUUAUAAUGUAAAAUAUUGCUUGCUACCACUUGGAGCCUUAGAUCUCCAGCACUACUUUUGGCAGCUUUGGCACUGUGUAUACUUGUAGACUAAACUUUCAUUUGGAAGCACUUGGUAGACAUAUCCACCCACAUUCAUAUUUUGGGGAUGUUUUUGUUUGCAUGUCUUUAUUAAGUUAUGUCUGUUGUCUGUGUCGUGAAAAAGCAGAACCAAUUUAAAGCUGUGGCAUAGUUAAUACCUAUUACAAGUUUUCAAAUUUUGUGAGCACGUGCAGUCAUACAAGUGGAUUUUUUUUUUGUUCCUUGUUGAAAUAUCGAAGCCAUAUAAUACUGGAACUCUUAACUACAGAUCAAUUAUUGAUGCAUUCAUUUUCCUUCAAAAUGAUACACUUCUGAGAGGGGGAAAGAGGCUUGGAAAAUUUAAGUCAGACAAUUUUAAUUUUAAUGUUGCUUGGGUUUUUUAAUGAAAUCUUUUAAUUUAAUAACCAGGGAAACUGCAGAGUGGCUGCAGUGCAGCUAAGUUUACAGUAAUUCAGACAUUGCUGGUGUUAAGCACCAGCAGCUUGAAUUAGUGGAAGAAUUGAUCUAAGUGAUGCCCAAACACUUGUGGUUUCAUCCAAAGACUAGCUCUAGAAUUGCUUCUCCCAGACAAAGGAUUAAAAAAUAAAAGAAAAACAUCACCUUGGUGAAGCGUUUUUGUAGGAAAUCAUGCAUUUAAAGAUCAGAUUAACUUUAACUUUGUUGGGAUUUAGUUGCCUUCUUCAUUGGAAAAAUAAACAAGAGAAACUGUAAAAAUUCAAUGCAAUAAAUAAGGGCAUAAUCUGAAAUGUGCUCAUGGCAACCUUUUUCUAUUGCCAGAAAUUGGACUUUGUCUGAAAGACUGCAAUGAGCAUAAAACCUAGACUUGGAAAUGUGGGGCAAACAAAUUAAUAUUUGUUCCCAGUAGACGCUUGGCUUUUAAGAGAGAUUGCUGAUCCUCAUGGAACAGCAUAAAAAUACUUUUAGCUUUUCUGUAAAAAUGUGAUGGCUUUUACAGAUACUGUAUCCCCCUUUCUAAACUCACUGUAAGCAUAGUAGGGAACCAUUUAUGUAGGUGAGGCUUGAAAGAAUGCAUAUAUUAAGCUGGUUUAAAAUAUCAAAGUUUAAAACUUUUUUGAACUAAAUAGCAUGUCCAGUGUUAUACUACUGUUUUUAAAGCAUUAUGUGUAAAUUGAAAUUGCCAGAAUGGAAAAAUGAUAGUAUUUGCUAAAGAAAUACUCUAUACUCUAUAAGAAAUAAUGUACAGGUUAGCAACUCUCUCUAAAUUAAAUCUAAGUCAAGAUUUAAAUUCGGAAGACCUAACCUCUUUUAUGCAAAAACAUGAAAAGAUCAUAGCAGCAUGUUUAAUCCAAACUGCAUUAUAGCCUUUUCAUGUAUUAAAAAAGGGAAGACCUCUAAAAUAAGACCAUUUUUUUCUUUAUCCCCUUCUCCCCUUCCAUUAGUGUAUUGGGUUUUUUUGGUAAAAAUUCUGUCUUGGUUGCAAGCCUAUUCUCUAUAUAGUUUAUUAUUCUUCAUUGAAAAUAUUUACAAAAUAUUUUUCCAUCACUGAUGAAAAGUAUGUGUUUGGCUGGCCAUGAGAUGCAUACUACAAAAUUUUGAUUACUCUGAAAGUGGAAAAGUUUUAUUUUAAAUGCAGAUCUCACCUCAGUAGUUUACUUGUCAAAACAUUGAUAACUUUGCACCUUUUAAAAGAAUGUCACUUUUAUAACUUGAUUAAACACUGACUGUAUAUAAAAUAACUGUGUUAGUAUAUGUUAAUAUAGCUGUGUAGAAAUAUCAUCUAGAAAGAAAUUAUUAUAAAUCCUUAACACCCUUUAGACCUCUAGAUGGUGAGAGAGAGGUUUUUGUAAAGUGUGACCUUCAUACUAGGGCAACUGUUUUGUAGGGCAAGGAAACGGUUGGAGAUUACUCUGGCUUUAUUGCUGAGCCAGUGUCAGAUCACUUACAUUUUGUGUUCCUCUUGAUGCUUAUAGACAAAUAUGAUUUAAAUUAGAGCUUUGGACACCCCCGUCCUUCCCAGAUUUCGCUCUUUCUGCAUGUAAGUGGACUCAAUUCUUUAACAGUGUGUUGCUGUGCAGUACAUUGGAUAUAAGAAAUGUGGGAUGAUACCAAUGUACACUGAGAGCUGUCAUGGCAAAGGGCACGUAGUUGGUGGAACUCAUUUCUGAAAUGUGCAAGGCAAAAGAAAGGGCCUGGGAGUCUUGGUGGGAACAUUCUUACUGCAGCAGGAGCCGCACAAUACUAUGUGCUAAAAGAAGCCAAGUGUUAACUGGAGAAGGGGAAUAAGUGGAGUUUUACUGUAAAAAAAAAAAAAAUAGUGGCAGUGAAAAACUUACUUUAUAGUCACUGUAUAGCUUCUUGUUUGUCUUUGAGGCCAAUGUCAUAUUGCAGAUUGAGAACAGCUUUUUCAAACAUCAAGCAUUUAUAUAAUUACUAGUACCUAGAUUAAUGAUGACAGGAAGUGUAUACUCUAAAGUAGUAAGAAAAACAACUAAUUAGCAGUAUUUAUCUCAUUCUAAUAAUUAAAAAUCAAUUCUCAGUUCUUUGAAAUAAAACAGUGAGACUUUAUUUUUCUGAAGUUAAAAAAAUCUCCUAAAUCUCUUCUAAAGUUGAACUGCUGUAAAAGACUUCAGCUCCGCUGUUGUAGGGCGUUGUGGGUGACGAAGCGGCCAGUGUCUAACGGCGGAGCGCAGCGGCCCCUCGGUCCCUCCUCGGCGGGGAGGCCAAGGGCUGCGCUUCCCCCGAGCGUCCAGUCCCUCCCGCUAGACCUCCUGCUGAGCGCCGCAGGCAUUUGGCUGUACUCUGUGGCUUGUGCUCAUUGAAAACACCCAUGACCUAGGUCACCUGUAUGAUAAAGCAAUACUUAAAUUAUGUAAAGCUCAUUAUUUCUAACACCUGGUUUGACUUUUGGUAUGUUUUUAUAGCAUGAAAAGAUUAAAAAUGCUUAUAUCCAGAAUUCCAGUCCACUCUGAUUUCUACUUCUAUGAAGCUUCUUGCCUUACUGGAUUGCAGUUUCCCUGCUCCUCGCCCCGCGUCUGCCUUGCCCACCUUGCAUGAGCCUGCUGGCAACAAAAAUGCUCUGGUGAAAUGGAUUUAUUUUUAUAAUAUUUAAUAACUGUCAAUACCCAUCUCUAUUAACAACCGUUGGGCUUUUUAGAGACGUCUGUACAGGUUUGUGGACAUACGUGUAAAACUGUAAAUCUGAAUAAAGGUCAUUUUGGAGAAGA
This is a messenger RNA of Rhea pennata, 5853 nucleotides long. It is a transcript of the gene OSBPL2, whose product is annotated as oxysterol binding protein like 2. The transcript has 15 exons. Gene Ontology annotation, molecular function: cholesterol binding. Gene Ontology annotation, cellular component: cytosol; perinuclear endoplasmic reticulum; plasma membrane. The record is from RefSeq and is a predicted model, not a curated record. The coding region runs from base 318 to 1763 and encodes 481 amino acids. Lineage: Eukaryota; Metazoa; Chordata; Aves; Rheiformes; Rheidae.